GCGCGAGCGUUGAGCGAUACGUACGACCACGCCCCCACGUCGCGACGAUCGAUUCUGUGCCAAACCCCCAACGCAAAAGAUGCAUGCCACACCUCAUUAACUCCACUUGGAAGCCCUCAGCUAGCUACCUCAGUCAGCUACGUACGCACGCACGCACGCACGCGCCCACCUGCCCCGCCCAUCUCCUGCUCCACUGUCGUAGAAGCUGCUCUCGCUCGGCCGGCGACCGAUCGAUGGCGGCCGCGGCGGCGCUGGGAGCGGAGCUGCUGGAGGAGGCGCGGGCGCCGGGGUUCGCGGCGUGGGUGCGGGGGCUGCGGCGGCAGAUCCACCAGCACCCGGAGCUGGCCUUCCAGGAGCACCGCACCUCCGCGCUCGUGCGCGCCGAGCUGGACGCCCUCGGCGUCCCCUACGCCUGGCCCGUCGCGCGCACCGGCGUGGUCGCCACCAUCGCCGGCGGUGUCCCGGGCCCCGUGUUCGCGCUCCGGGCCGACAUGGACGCGCUCCCCAUCCAGGAGAUGGUGGAGUGGGAGUUCAAGAGCAAGGAGGACGGCAAGAUGCACGCCUGCGGCCACGACGCGCACACCGCCAUGCUCCUCGGCGCCGCCAAGCUGCUACAGUCUCGGAAGGACAGCCUCGCGGGCACGGUGAAGCUCGUGUUCCAGCCGGCGGAGGAGAGCCACGCCGGCGGGUACCACGUGCUUCAAUCCGGCGUCCUCGACGACGUGGCCGCCAUCUUCGCCGUGCACGUCGACACGAACCUGCCCGCCGGCGCGGUUGGUUCCAGGCCGGGGCCGUUCCUCGCCGGGUCUGCCCGCUUCAAGGCUAUCAUAACCGGGAAGGGCGGCCACGGCGCCAUGCCGCACGCCGCCGUCGACCCAGUGGUUGCCGCCUGCUCCGCCGUGCUCAGCCUGCAGCAGCUCGUCGCCCGCGAGACCAACCCGCUCCAAGGCGCGGUGGUGUCGGUGACCACCAUCAGGGGCGGCGAGGCGUUCAACGUCAUCCCGGAGUCCGUGACGCUGGGCGGAACCUUGAGGAGCAUGACGACGCAGGGGAUGGGAUACCUGAUGACAAGGAUCAGGGAGGUGGUGGAGGGGCAGGCGGCGGUGGGGCGGUGCGCGGCGACGGUGGACUUCAUGGAGGGGGAGCUCCGGCCGUACCCGGCCACGGUGAACGACGAGGGCGUGUACGCGCACGCCAGGGCCGUGGCGGAGGGCAUGCUGGGCCCGGCGAACGUGAGGCUGUCCCCGCAGAUCAUGGCCGCCGAGGACUUCGGGUUCUACGCCGAGAAGAUCCCCGCCGCCUUCUUCGGCCUCGGCGUCCGCGCCGGCGGCGAGGAGGACGAGGUGCACCACGUGCACACGCCGCGUCUGGUGAUCGACGAGGAGGCGCUCCCCGUUGGAGCCGCCCUGCACGCCGGUGUGGCCAUCGAGUUCUUGAACAAGCACGCGCGUGCUUGUGCUACGGCGUCGCCUCCCGCGGCCGCGUAGGUGCUCUGCAUUCGCCUCUGUUUCUGUUGUUCAGAGGUAGAAGAAGUGUUCGGAAUUCGGGCUGCAGAUUGGAAGGUUUGCCCUUGCAACAAAUCUAGAUGAACACAAUUUUUGCUAGGGAUGUAGAUGAAUAUUUUACCUUAAAAAUCUACUUGACCACUGAACAUGGUCAGCCCAAUGAGAGGGAUUUUUUCUA
Hordeum vulgare subsp. vulgare (domesticated barley) is the source of this 1683-nucleotide messenger RNA. RefSeq names its product IAA-amino acid hydrolase ILR1-like 4. Gene Ontology annotation, cellular component: endoplasmic reticulum. The record is from RefSeq and is a predicted model, not a curated record. The transcript is spliced from 2 exons. Gene Ontology annotation, molecular function: IAA-Ala conjugate hydrolase activity. Gene Ontology annotation, biological process: auxin metabolic process. NCBI's taxonomy places the organism in Eukaryota, Viridiplantae, Streptophyta, Magnoliopsida, Poales, Poaceae. Bases 84 to 1487 code for a protein of 467 amino acids.